CCUGUACAAGGAUGGGGUAAGACCUUUCAGGCCAAGCAUCCAGUGUAAUCAGCAUUCUCAGUGUGUGUCACUGCUGGAGAUGAGGAUUUAGGGAAAUAGGUGAAGCCAGGUAAUACUGGAGUUUGUGUUCUGCCUUAAUGGGUCUCUACUUUAAUACAGUAGAAAGCUAUUGGUGGGUUUCAUCAGGGUAAUGAGUUUGGAGAGAUCAUUUCCUGGUAAAGUCUAUGGGGUUUGAUGGAAAAACACCAGACUGGAGAUGAGGAGUCCAGUUAAGUUGUGGCAGCAAACCAAGUAAGUGACCAACUUUUCAUUCAUGAAAGAGGAAGAUCUAUAUUAAUUGGUCCCAAGUUCUUCCACAGUCUCAACCAAAGAUCCCUUUAUUCUUCUAUGGAAACUUGGCAUCAAGCAGUCUCAGGAGGUGACUCAGUUGGGUUUGUGGGGCCUGACCACACUGUCCUUGCUCUUUGCACUGUUUGUCAGAGCUAUCUGGGGCAGAAGGAACAGUUUCCAUUGCUCAGCCAGCAGGGCCUGACAUGCAUCGCUAAGCUGGCCUGAGUCAAGCCGCUGCAAGAUGUAAUAAAGGCAAAGCACUUAGCACCAAAUUGGUAAGGCAUCUAGAGGAGAGGUAAACAAGCUCUGUUAAUUUAAAUAAAGAUAUAUAUUGUCAAGAUCCAGAUAGAUGAAAGUUAUGAUUUUAUGAGGGUAACCACCGUCCGUGCUAAUUAGUUGUUGGCUAUUUUUUAAAUGUUUAUCUGCAUAUUACAAAUGCUUCAGUAAGUCUGUGGUCAAAUGCCUUAACUUCACAAAGAAUAUAGAGCAACUUAGCAGGAUGUGAGUUAUGACAUUUAGGGGUGUUGUCUUAUUGCUUCAGAACUCUGGGGUUAUCGCAUAACAUGUCAUGUCACAUGAUUUGACUAAAUACAGGAACAAAAAACUGCAACUUGGUUUCAUUGGCUCAAAUAUAGUUCAGGGCAACAGAUAAAAGAAAGAAGAGGAAGUACUAUGCAAUAUAGGAAAUAGGAGCUUUGGAAGAUAACACUCUGGUGUGAGAAUGAAUUAAAAUAAGAGAGGUACCAAAACGAAGGUAGGUCUGGUCUUUUAUUCUGAGGUAAGAGACUGUGGGAACACUACAGAUAGGGAGCUUGGAGUCUCUCCUGACUUUGUAGAGGUGGGCCUGUGUAUGUAAGAUUACUGAGACCGAGGAGUGGAAAUUGAAGAGAAGUGGACCUGACAUAGCAAACCAGCCUCACACCAGCAAUAUGGCCAAUGCCCUGGCCAGUGCUACUUGUGAGCGCUGCAAGGGCGGCUUUGCACCCGCGGAGAAGAUUGUGAACAGUAACGGCGAGCUAUACCAUGAGCAGUGCUUUGUGUGUGCUCAGUGCUUCCAGCAGUUUCCAGAAGGACUCUUCUAUGAGUUUGAAGGAAGGAAGUACUGCGAACAUGACUUUCAGAUGCUCUUUGCUCCUUGCUGCCAUCAAUGUGGUGAAUUCAUCAUUGGUCGAGUUAUCAAAGCCAUGAACAACAGCUGGCAUCCUGAGUGCUUCCGCUGCGACCUCUGCCAAGAAGUGCUGGCAGACAUCGGCUUUGUCAAGAAUGCUGGCAGACACCUGUGUCGCCCCUGUCAUAAUCGUGAGAAAGCCAGGGGCCUUGGGAAAUACAUCUGCCAGAAAUGCCAUGCGAUCAUUGAGGAGCAGCCUCUCAUCUUCAAGAACGACCCCUACCACCCAGACCACUUCAACUGUGCCAACUGCGGGAAGGAGCUGACGGCUGAUGCCCGAGAGCUGAAAGGGGAGUUGUACUGCUUGCCAUGCCAUGAUAAGAUGGGAGUUCCCAUCUGUGGAGCCUGCCGGCGCCCCAUUGAAGGACGCGUGGUAAAUGCCAUGGGUAAGCAGUGGCAUGUCGAGCAUUUUGUUUGUGCGAAGUGUGAAAAACCAUUUCUUGGACAUCGCCAUUAUGAGAGGAAGGGCCUGGCUUAUUGUGAAACCCACUACAACCAGCUAUUUGGAGAUGUUUGUUUCCACUGCAACCGUGUCAUAGAAGGUGAUGUUGUCUCUGCCCUCAAUAAGGCAUGGUGUGUGAGCUGCUUUGCCUGUUCCACCUGCAACACCAAACUAACACUCAAGAAUAAAUUUGUGGAGUUUGACAUGAAGCCAGUCUGUAAGAAGUGCUAUGAGAAAUUUCCAUUGGAGCUGAAGAAAAGACUUAAGAAACUAGCUGAAACCUUAGGAAGGAAAUAAUGUUACUUUUAUUUCAGUUCUAUGAAAAGAUAAUAGUAACCAAUAUUACUUGACUUGAUCCACCGGUAUUUAAAGCUGUAUCUCAAAGUGAUUGAGAGGGAAGAAUGGUUUUCUUCAUCUUAUUAAGCAGAAAAAAAAUGUAUAAUCAUAUUUAAAACGUAGAUGAAAUCAAGACUUACCUUUGUUUACCAAUAUCAGUCUAGACUAUAUAGAAAAAAGUAUGAUCAAGUGUUGAAUUUUAAUUUCACCCCUAAAAUUAAGUAUAUAACUUUUCAGAAUUAAAGAGUCAUUUGUGCCUGACUCAGAUUUAAAAACAAAGAAAGUAAAAUUAUUCUACUUUGUAUUCAAAAGAAAAUUACCUCCCAGUGCUCUUAGAGGUGAUAUAGGGAAGAAAAGUAGUCAUAUCAUACAUAAUCUUAGUAUGUUUAUUAAAUUAGUAGUUAUAAGAUGCAUAUACACAUUACUAAGACAAGAAACAAGUAUAUUCAGAACUACCUUAUAUCUUGUUAAAUGCAAUUAUUUUAUGCUUAGUUUUCUAUUUUGUCCUCCUUUUGAAUUUUUUUCUUUGCACAAUUACUUAGCAUAGUAAUUGUAACUAGCUAGUAUGUCUUUUACUAGCUAGUAUAUCUUUUAAAUUUCUGUGCAAAAAUAUACCAAGUAUUUGAAAAUAUAGCAUACUUUGCAAUGUUGGAAGAAUGAAGUAUUUUUAGUGUAAUACCGUAAUUAUGCCUCUAAGCUUGAUGUCAAACAUAGUAUUCAAAUAGGAAAUGAAAUUAAGUAUUAUGUAGCUAGGAAUGUAUCAUUUUUUAAAACAAGAUGUAUAUGUAUUGAUCAUAUGGUCUUUAUAACCAUGCUAAUAUCUUUGCCUAGUAUAUGGUCAAACUUGCCUUGCCUUACACAAAUACAUGCCAUAAUCAGAAAUUCUGCCUUCACAAAAUACCAACUAAAAAUAAGUGCAUUGACUGAGUGUUGGGGUUUUUUUUGUUUUUGUUUUUUUGGCCAGUCCUGGGGCUU
This is a messenger RNA of Perognathus longimembris pacificus (Pacific pocket mouse), 3251 nucleotides long. RefSeq names its product LIM zinc finger domain containing 1 (gene Lims1). Gene Ontology annotation, cellular component: focal adhesion; cytoplasm; cell-cell junction. NCBI's taxonomy places the organism in Eukaryota, Metazoa, Chordata, Mammalia, Rodentia, Heteromyidae. The record is from RefSeq and is a predicted model, not a curated record. The transcript is spliced from 10 exons. The coding region runs from base 1260 to 2237 and encodes 325 amino acids. Gene Ontology annotation, biological process: cell-cell junction organization; positive regulation of substrate adhesion-dependent cell spreading; positive regulation of integrin-mediated signaling pathway.